CAGAGGCUCACAACAACCUGGGAGUGCUCCAACGCGAUGUGGGCUGCAUCCCCGACGCACUUGCAUCCUACUCGCGAUGCCUAGAGUUGGAUCCGAACUGCAGGAACGCGGGGCAGAACCGACUGCUGGCACUCAACUACAUUUACCAGGGCGAGGAUGAGCUGGUGUGCGCGGCGCACCGGGAGUGGGGGCAGCGCUUCCAAGCAGCCAUCAGCCCCCUGCCGCCGCUGGGGCCGGGAGACAGGAGUUGGGACCCAGAUCGCCCGCUGCGCAUCGGCUACAUCUCUCCCGACCUGUUCACCCACUCGGUGUCGUACUUUGCCGAGGCGCCGCUGACCCACCACUCGCCCGCCCGGGGGCUCAAACACAUCGUGUACAGCUGUGUGCCCAAGCCCGACUCCAAGACCACCCGCCUGCGAGCUGCUACGCUGGCUGCGGGGGGCGAGUGGCGGGAGGCGGCGGGGCUGAGCGAGGAGGCGCUGGCGGGGCUGGUGCGGGCGGAUGAGGUGGACUUGCUGGUGGAGCUGACAGGCCACACCGCGAACAACCGGCUAGGCUGCAUGGCUCGUCGACCGGCUCCCGUACAAGUCACCUGGAUCGGCUACCCCAACUCCACCGGUCUCGCGGCAGUGGACUACCGCAUCACGGACGAGAUCUGCGACCCAUGGGACACUCGACAGGCCUUUGUGGAGCAGCUGGUACGACUGCCGCGGGGCUGCUUCCUGUGCUACACGCCCGCGGUGGAUGCGCCGCCGGUGUCGCCGCUUCCGGCGCUGACCAACGGCUUCAUCACGUUUGGGUCGUUCAACAACCUGGCCAAGAUAACGCCGCAGGUACUCCGAGUGUGGGGCGCCAUCCUCACCGCCGUCCCCCGCUCCCGACUGGUCCUCAAGAACAAGCCCUUUGCCUGCGAGGCCGCUCGCGCACACGUCAUGCGGCAGCUGCAGGAGGUGGGAAUCGAACCCUGGCGGGUCGACUUGCUGCCGCUGGCGCCCGGGAACGCGCAGCACCUGGCCACGUACGCCCUCAUGGACAUCUCCUUGGAUCCAUUUCCGUACGCAGGCACCACCACCACCACCGAAUCCCUGUUCAUGGGGGUUCCCUGCCUCACCCUGGCGGGUCGCUGUCACGCGCACAACGUGGGCGUCAGCUUGCUUACCGCAGUGGGACUGCACCCGCCGCCACCACCAUCAGCAACAACAACAGCCUCCUCGGCGGCAGCAGUAGCGGCAGCAGCAGCCUCGGCACCGGUACCACCGGCCUUCUGCUCGGGACAGAACCUCGCAUGCAGCAACCGCGACACCAACGGCUACUGCAGCAACAUGUGCUGCGAGGAGGACACGUGUGGGGGCAACAUGGGCAGCAUCAACAGCGGAAACAACAGCUGCCAAGAGCUAC
Messenger RNA from Astrephomene gubernaculifera, 1398 nucleotides. NCBI's taxonomy places the organism in Eukaryota, Viridiplantae, Chlorophyta, Chlorophyceae, Chlamydomonadales, Astrephomenaceae. The record is from the annotation of a GenBank genome assembly.